CUCUGCCCCACAACUCUCGAUGGUACUCCCUGGGCCGCUCGCCUGGGAAAAGGGGCAAAGGGAAAACGCCAGAGAAAACCAUAGAGUACACCGCCAGCCGACGAGAGGAAGAGAGAGCGGCCUCCAUCGGCCCGAAGUCCUAGAGGCUGCUGGGCCGGAGGCGGUCGUACAAAAGGAGUCCCGGGAGGCCGCUCCAGCAGCUGGUGGACCAUAGAGAGACACAGCUCCCGCCGGCCUUGGCCCGGGAGGUGAGUUAGUGGCUGCAGGGCGGAAACUAGUAGGGAGUGUUUGUGGAGCGGGCCGGAGGCAAAAGUUUCUCGAACCCCAGGAUGAGGGUGGGCCUGGGCGGUGGGAAUCCCCUGGAGGAGGUGCUGAAAGAAGCACGCCGACGGUCGGGGCCCCGGCGCAUCACAGCAGCCGUCCCGGUGCCUCAGCCGCGUCACUGCUUUGGAUCCCGCCCGGUUGCCCGCUGCCUCUCCUCAGGACCAUAAUCAUGACGAUGCUCCAUCCCAAGCUUUGCAGGUCACAAAACGGCUUUCCCAUUUGCUGGCUCUUGUGAUUGCCGCUCCCGCCCAACGAUGUGGACGCUGUCAUCAUCUCCACUUUACAGAUAGGAAAGCUGAGGCCCUGGGAAGCGAGGUGACUGUAUCUAUCAGAGGCCACGCGGUGAGUCAGAGCCCAAAGACACGUGGAAACCCGGGUGCCUUUGUCCCCACGCCGGGUCACAUUCUUUCCCCAGGCCUUCUCUGUGCAUUAAUUUGUCCCUUUUCUUGCUCAGUGCCUCUGCCCCAAAGAUGUGCUCAUUUCGCCUCUUGUGCCCGCCUCUCUCCCACCUCACCCGCUUUCCAGCCGCUGAAGGUUUCAGGUUCUUGAUCUAGAAGGCACUGUGUCCUCCUUGCCUCCCCGCAGAGCAGCGAUAAAAUUCUGUGAGCGGAGGCUGUGGUUUCCAGAGAAUCCUCUGACCGUGGAAAUGCACUUCCCAGCUACCUUCCGAAUCCCCCGAUCUGAGGUUUUGAGUUGCAGCAUUCACACCUGCAACCUGAUUUCCUAUCCCUAAGGCCCUUACUUGACCUCCAUGACUCAAUUUCAUGGAGUAAUUACUGUCGUACAUUACUUAUUCUUCAGCUUAUGCUAAUUUUUAGCCAUGUGUAACAGGAUAUGCAAUUUAGUUGGUAUUCAUUUCUCAGUUGUGUUCUAGUGUUUUCAAUAUGAGGCCAUAGUCAAUGAGUUUGAAAUUUCUCCAGGUGUGUUCUUCAUAUGUAAGGAACCACUGGUUUAUCUUUGUAGGAGACCUAGCUUCCCUCUGAUGGAUCUCCAUGUCUGCGGUUCUCCACUAGAAUCUCAUUUGUCUUACUUGCAUAGAUUGUUGUGGUUUGUGUUCAGUGAAGUGAUAAGUCAGUCAGUUGCAUUCAGAAAGCUCUAACUCCAGGGAGGGAGACUGAUAGCUAAACAACAGUGCAGUGUGACAGUUUCUGAUAGAGUUAGGUACAAGGUACAAGGCCCUGAAGACCCCAGAGAGAGUAACUUACAUAAACAGUGUCAAGAAGUCUUCACAGCAGAAGUGACAUUUGUGCAGAUUCUUAAGGACAGUGAAGAGUUGGUUAGCCAGACGAGAGAUGGAGAAGGGGAAAUGGCCCGUCAAGCCAAGAGAGAGAGAGAGAGAGGCAUGUGUGAGGGUAUGGGAGCAAAAGAGAAGUUGGUGAGCCUGGAGAAUGGCAACUCAUUGGUAUGACUGGAUCAGAGAUCUGUUGAGGGGAGAGGUGGUAGAUGAGUCUGGAGAGGUCAGCAGGGGCCAGGUCAUGAAGGAAGGGCCUUAUACCCAUACAGAGGAGUAGUGAGAUCAUAACAUGUUAAGCGGGGAAGGGACAUCUGAGAUCCCUUGGCCCAAGUUUUGUUGCAGAUAAGAAAACUGGGACCCAGAUUGCUUUAUGAUUUCACCAGGGUUACUUAGAUCCAAGAAACUUAACCUUCAGUCUUUAGUAUAUUGGCCAAAACUUGUUGGCUCUCUUCUAAUAUUGAUCCCUAUUAACAUUUGUAUACUUCUCGUUCUGAGCAUUGUUGUAAAAACUUCUAGGUUAACUAGGUGUGGCAUGCUGCCAUGCAAGGAAAUGCCUAAGUGGGCAGGCACUGGGCCGUGCACCCACAUCAGCUGGGAAGAAAGUGAGUGAGAUCUCUAACUAUAUUUUGUUUGGGUUCUCUUCUGAUUGGCUUAUCAGCACAUAAAAACCACAGAACACCUGUCAGUGGUGAUGACAGACCCCGUGUUGGACCCACAGCCAACCGACAGCACUGGGGAGAUGGAUGGACUGUGCCCUGAGCUAUUGCUGAUCCCCCCAUCUCUGUCUAACCGUGGAAUCCUGGAGCCUGUCCAGAGCCCCUGUCCUGCUGGGAAUCCCACACCUUUGCCUGCUGACCCAGGCUGCCUGCUGGUAGAGUCCACGGCAACUGAAGAGGACACAGGGAACAUGGAGAUCAUUGUGGAAGCAGUAGCUGGAAACCUGUCCCCAGGUGCUCCUGGAGAGCCCCCAGGUGUCCUGGUAAAGGUGGUGGAGGUGUACUUCUGUGAGCGCUGUGAGCAGAGCUUCGCAGAGCCCACUCUGCUGGCCCUGCACCAGUGUACUGAGACCCUUAUACAGCCUAUGCAGGGCCUCUCUAGCCUUCCAUGCUCUGUAGAGCUGACCCCCAGCAACCUCAUUCUCUCUGGCCCUCUGCAGGGCCAGGGCCCACCAGAUAGCCCCCUGCCAUGCCCUGUGUGUAGACAGGAGUUUGCCCAACCCCAGGCCCUGAAGAGCCACUUCAAGAUUCACCGGGCCACUCCCGACAUCUUCUCCUGCCCAGAGUCUGGCUGUGUGUUCUCCGCUGAAGAUCGCAAGGGUCUGCAGCACCACCUGAGGCAGGCCCACGCCACGGUUCCCGUGCCCUGUUCUUUCCGGGGCUGCCCCCUGCUUUUUGGGAGCCAGCAGGGCAUGGAGCUGCACCGGCAGGCCCACUACCCUUUCCACUGCAACCAUUGCAGCUUCGUGGGCUCCAACGUCAAACUCUUCCGGCAGCAUCAGCGGAGCCACGGGGCCGGGACACAGGGAGAACUGUCUGCCCUUCAGGGUCUUCCAUCCCAGGAGCUGCUGCCAGCUCCGAAACUGCCCAGUAGAGAGGGAGAGCCUUCAGAACAAGCAGAUACGCCCUUGCCCAGGCGAGAGUCAGCUGACGAGGAGGACGUAGAGGAAGAAGAGGGGAAUGGCACCUUAAAGGACUCCCAGAAAGCCCCAGAGAAAGCCCAGGGGGCUCAGCAGUUAGAAGGGGAUGUGGCUUCUGGCACCGAGUCCCUCUUCAAGACCCACAUGUGUCCAGAAUGCAAGCGCUGCUUUAAGAAGCGGACCCAUCUCGUGGAGCACCUGCAUCUCCACUUCCCGGACCCCAGCCUCCAGUGCCCCAACUGCCAGAAGUUCUUCACCAGCAAGAGCAAGCUCAAGACCCAUCUGCUGCGGGAGCUGGGCCAGAAGGCCCACCGCUGCCCGCUGUGCCACUACAGUGCGGUGGAGAGGAACGCGCUUAACCGCCACAUGGCCAGCAUGCACGAGGACAUCUCCAACUUCUACUCAGACACCUACACCUGUCCCGUGUGCCGCGAGGAGUUCCGCCUCAGCCAGGCCCUCAAGGAGCACCUCAAGAGCCACACGGCGGCGGCGGCGGCAGAGCCGCUGCCCCUCCGCUGCUUUCAGGAAGGCUGCGGCUACACGGCCCCCGACCGCAAGGCCUUCAUAAAGCACCUGAAGGAGACCCAUGGUGUGCGGGCCGUGGAGUGCCGCCAUCACUCUUGUCCCAUGCUCUUCGCCACGGCCGAAGCCAUGGAGGCCCAUCACAAAAGCCACUACGCCUUCCACUGCCCACACUGCGACUUUGCCUGCUCCAAUAAGCACCUGUUCCGCAAACACAAGAAGCAGGGCCACCCCGGCAGUGAAGAGCUGCGCUGCACCUUCUGCCCCUUUGCCACCUUCAACCCGGUGGCCUACCAGGACCACGUGGGCAAGAUGCACGCCCACGAGAAGAUCCACCAGUGCCCUGAGUGCAGCUUUGCCACCGCCCACAAGAGGGUGCUCAUCCGCCACAUGCUGCUGCACACCGGCGAGAAACCUCACAAGUGUGAGCUGUGUGACUUCACGUGCCGAGACGUGAGCUACCUGUCCAAGCACAUGCUGACCCACUCCAACACCAAGGAUUACAUGUGCACCGAGUGUGGCUAUGUCACCAAGUGGAAGCACUACCUCAGUGUGCACAUGCGGAAACAUGCAGGGGACCUCAGAUACCAGUGCAACCAGUGCUCGUACCGCUGCCACCGGGCUGACCAGCUGAGCAGCCACAAGCUGCGCCACCAGGGCAAGUCCCUGAUGUGUGAGGUGUGUGCUUUCGCUUGCAAGCGGAAGUAUGAGCUGCAGAAGCACAUGGCCUCCCAGCACCACCCGGGCGCGCCGGCCCCGCUCUACCCCUGCCGCUACUGCAGCUACCAGAGCCGCCACAAGCAGGCCCUGCUGAGCCACGAGAACUGCAAGCACACCCGCCUCCGGGAGUUCCGCUGUGCCCUCUGCGACUACCGCACCUUCAGCAACACCACCCUCUUCUUCCACAAGCGCAAGGCCCACGGCUACGUGCCCGGGGACCAGGUGUGGCAGCUCCGCUCUGCCAGCCAGGAACCGGAGGGGGCCAGGCAGUGCCCGACACCCCCGCCAGACUCAGAGCCCUCGAGCCAGCUGUCUCCCCAGCCUGAGGCGCCAGACCGUGACCCCGGGACUGUGGUGGACCCCAACGUGGACCGGGCCCCGCCGGAGCCCGGUGAGGAGGACCGCGCCGGGAGACUGGCUGGCAGCGAGGUUCCGCGGGGGGACGACCUGGGUAGCAGCCCCAGUCCGGCUGAGGCAGAUGAAGGUGGCUGCACGCUGCACCUCGAGGCCCUGGGGGUGGAGCUGGAGCCCGUGGCUGAGCCGCCCCUUGAGGAGAUCACUGGACCCGCACCUGCGGAGUUCAGGCCCCUGGACCCCUCGGGGCCCCUGAGACUGGAAGGGCCAGGUGCAACUUUGACAGAGCUGUCUACCUUUGAAGGUGCUGGGACGUCUGGUUUGGAUGCUGAAGAAGAGCCCGUUCUGGAAAAGCCAGCCCCUGAAAGCCCCAGAAACCCCCCUUCCUCAGAGGAGGCCCCUGACAGCUGGGUGGGAACCUUCAAGGCAGCUCUGCCUGCUGAGACCGCUCCCCUCCCCCAGUUCCCAGAGUCAGAGUCCUUACUCAAGGCCCUGCGGAGACAGGACAAAGAGCAAGCAGAGGCUCUGGUGCUGGAGGGGCGGGUUCAGAUGGUUGUGAUACAGGGAGAGGGGCGGGCCUUCCGCUGCCCGCACUGCCCUUUUAUCACCCGCCGGGAGAAGGCCCUGAGUGUGCACUCCAGGACUGGGUGCCAGGGCCGCCGAGAGCCCCUGCUGUGCCCUGAGUGUGGGGCUAGCUUCAAGCAACAGCGUGGCCUCAGCACCCACCUGCUGAAGAAGUGCCCUGUUCUGCUCAGAAAGAACAAGGGCUUACCCAGACCAAGUUCACCCGUCCCUCUGCGUCCUCCGCCCCCGGGCACCCAGGACUCAGGGGAUGUGGAAGGUGGGAAGCCCCCACCUGCGCCAUUAGAAGUAGAGCUGGUGCUCCCAAAAGAUGCUCCCUCUGUGCCUCCCAGGGAGCCGGAAGUAGAGGAGCGUCCUGGCACACUGUGUGUCCCUGCAGUCCCUCCUGCAGGAAACCCCUCACCCGAAGAGACGCCUGAGAAGUUCCACUUCGAGCAGGGCAAGUUUCACUGCAACUCCUGCACGUUCCUCUGUUCUCGGCUCUCCUCCAUUACCUCUCACGUGGCCGAAGGCUGCCGGGGGGGACGUGGCGGGGGAGGAAAGCGGGGGGCCGCCCAGACCCAGCCCGUUGCAUCCCUCCUGAGCGAUGGAGGCUCCGCUCCCCUAAACAGCGGCAGCACAGAGCGCAGCCCUGGGAAUGGGGACACGACUGCGGUGCCAAAGCAGAAGGGGGCGCGCUUCUCCUGCCCCACGUGUCCCUUCAGCUGCCAGCAGGAGCGGGCUCUGAGGACUCACCAGACCCGGGGCUGCCCCCUCGAGGGGUCCGGCGAGCUGCACUGUGGCCUCUGCACGUUCACCACUGCCGCCGCUGCCGCCCUGAGGCUACACCAGAAGCGGAGGCACCCUAGCACGGCUCCUGCCCGUGGGCCCCGGCCCCCUCUGCAGUGCGGGGACUGUGGCUUCACCUGUAAGCAGGGCCGGUGCCUACAGCAGCACCGGCGGCUCAAGCACGAGGGAGUGAAGCCGCACCAGUGCCCCUUCUGUGACUUUUCCACCACCAGACGGUACCGGUUGGAGGCACACCAGUCGCGACACACAGGUGUUGGCCGCAUCCCCUGCAGCUCCUGUCCCCAGACAUUUGGUACCAACUCAAAACUGCGCUUGCACCGGCUAAGGGUACAUGACAAAACACCCACCCACUUCUGUCCCCUCUGUGACUACAGUGGCUACCUUCGCCAUGACAUCACUCGCCACGUCAACAGUUGCCACCGGGGCACUCCUGCCUUUGCCUGCCCCCGGUGUGAGGCCCAGUUCAGUUCCGAGACGGCACUCAAGCAGCAUGCCCUGCGCCGACAUCCUGAGCCUGCGCCCCCCGCCCCCGGCUCUCCUGCAGAGGCCACCGAGGGCCCCCUGCACUGCUCCCGCUGUGGGUUGCUGUGCCCCAGCCCCGCCAGCCUGCGAGGACACACCCGGAAACAGCACCCGCGGCUGGAGUGCGGGGCCUGCCAGGAGGCCUUCCCCAGCCGGCCGGCACUGGAUGAGCACCGGAGACAGCAGCAUUUCAGCCACCGCUGCCAGCUCUGUGACUUCGCUGCCCGGGAGCGGGCGGGCCUGGUGAAGCACUACUUGGAACAGCAUGAGGCGGCAGCGGCCUCGGAGGGCGGUGCAGGUGCCAGCCAGCCCCCCCUGCGCUGCCCCUUUUGUGACUUUACGUGCCGCCAUCAGCUCGUGCUGGACCACCACGUGAAAGGGCACGGGGGCACCCGGCUCUACAAGUGCACCGACUGUGCUUACAGCACCAAGAACCGGCAGAAGAUCACCUGGCACAGCCGCAUCCACACCGGGGAAAAGCCCUACCGCUGUCACCUCUGUCCCUAUGCCUGUGCUGACCCUUCUCGACUCAAGUACCAUAUGCGGAUCCACAAGGAAGAACGCAAGUAUCUGUGCCCUGACUGUGGCUACAAGUGCAAGUGGGUCAACCAGCUCAAGUACCACAUGACCAAGCACACAGGACUGAAGCCAUACCAGUGUCCCGAGUGUGAAUACUGUACCAACCGGGCUGAUGCGCUGCGUGUGCACCAGGAGACGCGGCACCGGGAAGCCCGGGCCUUCAUGUGCGAGCAGUGUGGCAAGGCCUUCAAGACCCGCUUCCUACUGCGCACCCACCUCCGCAAGCACAGCGAGGCCAAACCCUAUGUGUGCAACGUGUGCCACCGUGCUUUCCGCUGGGCUGCCGGCCUGCGCCAUCACGCCCUCACCCACACCGACCGCCACCCCUUCUUCUGCCGCCUCUGCAGCUACAAGGCCAAGCAGAAGUUCCAGGUGGUUAAGCAUGUGCGCAGGCACCACCCCGACCAGGCCGACCCAAACCAAGGAGUGGGCAAAGACCCCACCACCCCCACAGUGCACCUGCAUGACGUGCAGUUGGAGGACCCCAGCCCCCCUGCUCCUGCUGCUCCUCCAACUGGACCAGAGGGCUGAGAGCCUACCCCACCUCUUGGAGGGUGUGGUCCAAGACGUGCAGUGCAGACUGACUGGAGGCAGAGUGAGCCUGGAGCUCAGGGCCAGAGGAGGGGCUAGCUUCGAGGCGCCCGGGGAGGGGGCUGCAGGCCUCCUGGGACUCAGGCUCUAGUACUUUGAAGUUGAUGGCCAUAUGUAUAAAAGAGCAACAUGGACCACAAAUUGAUUUCCUGUCGCGGCACACUGUGUUUUUAACCCAUGAGUUCCUGCUUUCUUCACCAUCCCUCCCCCAAAGUCCCUGGCCCUAAGAUGCUAGUUUUACCCAUUCUGUCGUCCCCUUUCUUCUUGCUGUCAAGUCUGUUUUCUUUCAAUGCCCUCAAAACAGUUGUAUCUACCUGCAUGUGCUGUUGUGCCUGAUGCUCUCUAAAGCAUGUUAAACAGAGUGAUUACUAGCUUAUAGACUCGUCCACGUCCCUGACUUACCAUUUCCAGGUUGUCCUCUUGAUCUGCCCUGUUCCCUCUCAGACCUCUGCCUCUCCUUUGUCUCCUUCCAUUUUCACUGCGUGAUUCUGAAAUGGGCCAGGUCUGUUUUCUCUCUGUCCUUGAACCUGUCUAGGCCUUUGCCUUGCUCCUUCUUGCCAAGUUCCUUGGUCUACCUAUAGAGGGAGGACUGCCCCCCACUAAGCCUGUUCCUAGAAGCAGGUUUAUUUCAGCAUCUGUCUGUCCUCAGCCUGGCUCAGCAGUGACACUAGAGUUAAAGUACAAGGUAGUGUGAAAUGCAGAGGACUUGGGGGCUGGUGUGAAUCUCCAAUCCAGACCUCACAAUGACUGGAUGAUUAAUCAUCUACACUGGGACACACUGGGAAAAUGAAAGAGGGUACUUUUAGUAAUUAUGCUGGGACAACAGAUGUAAACCAGGAUGAUUUCCAGGUAUAAACCUCAGCAGGGUUGGGAUCACAUACCCUUUGUCUCCUCCUUUUGCCCUUAGAAGCUAUACUAAUGAACCUUUCUACAUUAUGUAGCACAUGCAGGGGCCCCUGGAAAUUUCUUAUUUUCCUACCCUUUCCCUAGCCCACCUGUCUACCUGAAUGUCUCCCAACCUUCAUACUUCCUCUUGCCCGACAGUGACAGACCAUACUCAAGCACAACUGGGGAGAAAAGCUCUGUUUAUACAAGUGGGACUAGGGAAGAGCAGUCCAGUGGGGACUCGGCUGUGCAGUGUUCUCUUGAGAGUCCGUGUAGUCUUGGGGUCAGGUCUCCUUCCCCAGCCUCUGCCUGGGGAACCUGGAGGAUUGGUCUAUCCUUUCCUUGGCUCUGAGCUUUAAGGAAGUUAGUGUGGAGGGGAUAAUGCCUCUUAGUGUUUCUCUGCUCCAAGCCCCUCUCUGGGUUUCUGGUGGCAACCAUCGUUUGAGCCAGGGUUGAUGAAAGAGACUCAUCCUUUGGGACUGAGGUAUGGGAUUGAGGCUGUGGCAAGAGGAAGGAAGUCCAGCAGAGAGUAUGCAAAGAAAGGGGCAGAAAAGAUACCACAGGUGGAAAAACGAAGAAAGGGAAGAGAGAGAGAGUGAAAAAUCAGGUCCUAGAUUUGCUUGUUAGGAAAGGUGAGGUAAUUUUGUGCUUAGGAAUGCACAACCCGAAACUUGGUUUUUACCACCUGUGUUUGCCUUCUGGAGCAUCCUUCCAGGUUUUUCUUACCGUCUCAAGCCAGCGCACCCACCCUUCCCAAGAAGUGCCCGCCUUAGGAUUCAUCCCCCUCUAGUCCUUCCCGGAUGCAGAUAUGCACAAAGAUGGAGGCCGGAUGGAGGCUGGUGCCGUCCUUGGAGAGUAGGUGUAUGUGGCGGUAGCCUGGAAAGGGGCAGGAGGACAGCAUUAGGAAGGGAGCCGGAGCUGGACCGCUGGCCAGGGUUUGGGGGACCGGCCCACCUUGUUGCAUGCAGGUCCAAGGAAGUGUGUACUGCCCAAUAAAGUCGUGUCGGGUUU
Molecule: messenger RNA, 9749 nt
Organism: Prionailurus viverrinus (fishing cat)
Lineage: Eukaryota; Metazoa; Chordata; Mammalia; Carnivora; Felidae
Gene: ZNF142
Product: zinc finger protein 142
Exons: 8
Coding region: 2250-7793 (1847 amino acids)
Biological process (GO): regulation of gene expression
Cellular component (GO): nucleus
Source: RefSeq, a predicted model, not a curated record